Sorghum bicolor (sorghum) is the source of this 3102-nucleotide messenger RNA. RefSeq names its product kinesin-like protein KIN-13A. Gene Ontology annotation, molecular function: ATP binding; microtubule binding; microtubule motor activity. Gene Ontology annotation, biological process: microtubule-based movement. The record is from RefSeq and is a predicted model, not a curated record. Lineage: Eukaryota; Viridiplantae; Streptophyta; Magnoliopsida; Poales; Poaceae. The coding region runs from base 232 to 2610 and encodes 792 amino acids. The transcript is spliced from 12 exons.
CGGCAUUGCCUGCCGGCCUCGUCGCCCAGAUCUGAGCGCCGUCUCGGGCGCCAGAUCCCACCGCCUCCGCGCCUAGCAUUUCCCCAGGACCAGGAUUCGCGCGGCGCCGUCGCCGGCGCCGGACGCCAAGUGGCGCCUCAGAAGCGGUCCCAGCGCGGCGGCGGCGGAGGUGGCGCCUCCGCCGCCGCUGCGGCCUCGUCAGCCGCCGCGGGGGACUCCGGGGACGCCGUCAUGGCGCGCUGGUUGCAGUCUGCAGGCCUGCAGCACCUUGCGGCGUCCUCGGCCGCCGGCGGGGUCGGGGCCGGCGACAUCCGCGGCGGUGGUCUCAGCGGCGUUGGCGGCAGCGGCCUUCUCCCCAGUCUUCUCAUGCAGGGGUAUGGGCCACAAUCAAUUGAGGAAAAACAGAAGCUUUAUACAUUAUUGAGGAGCCUAAAUUUUAAUGGCGAAUUAGCAUCUGCAUCUAUAUCCGAGCCCUAUACUCCAACAGGACAGAGCUUUGCUGGUGGUGCUCCUGUAGAUGGAUUUUAUUCACCUGAACUUAGAGGUGAAUUUGGGGCUGGCCUUUUGGAUCUUCAUGCAAUGGAUGACAGCGAGCUUCUUUCUGAGAGUGCUGCAUCAGAACCAUUUGAGCCUUCGCCUUUUGUGCCAAAAGAAAUGGACGACGACGACGACGAUGUAAUAACAGAAAACCAGCAAGGUCUAGUGGACAACCGGAGUAGUGCCUUCACCAACGAAAAAGAGAACACUGUGGUCGGUGCUAGAGAAAGUAAUGUAGCAAAGAUUAAAGUCGUGGUAAGGAAAAGACCUCUGAACAAAAAGGAGGUAUCUCGAAAAGAGGAAGACAUCAUAGAUGUACACAAUUCUCAAUUCUUGACUGUCCAUGAACCUAAACUAAAGGUGGAUUUGACAGCUUAUGUGGAAAAGCAUGAUUUCUGUUUUGACACUGUCUUGGACGAGAAUGUAACUAAUGAUGAGGUGUACCGUGAGACUGUGGAGCCUAUUAUACCAAUAAUUUUCCAAAGGACAAAAGCGACAUGCUUUGCCUAUGGCCAGACAGGCAGUGGGAAGACCUAUACAAUGCAACCCCUACCUCUUAGAGCUGCACAUGAUAUGGUUCGUCUUUUACAUCAACCUAUGUAUCGGAAUCAACAUUUCAAGUUGUGGCUCAGCUACUUUGAAAUUUAUGGUGGCAAACUCUUCGAUCUUCUCAGCGAAAGGAGACAACUCUUAAUGAGAGAAGAUGGAAAGAAACAGGUCUGUAUUGUUGGUUUACAGGAGUUUGAGGUUUCUGAUGUCCAGAUUGUCAAAGAAUACAUUGAGAAAGGAAAUGCUGCAAGAAGCACAGGCACAACUGGAGCCAAUGAAGAGUCAUCACGAUCUCAUGCUAUUCUGCAAUUGGCUGUGAAAAAGCAUAUCCCAGUUACUGAAACCCGGAGACAGAGAGACCGAGAUGCUAUUGAAGCAAAGAAUACAAAGCUCGUGGGGAAAAUGUCAUUUAUUGAUCUUGCUGGAAGUGAGCGUGGUGCUGAUACAACAGAUAAUGACAAACAAACAAGAAUUGAGGGUGCAGAGAUCAACAAGAGCCUUUUGGCUCUCAAGGAAUGUAUCCGGGCACUGGAUAAUGAUCAAAUACACAUUCCUUUCAGAGGAAGCAAACUAACAGAGGUGCUUCGGGACUCCUUUGUUGGAAACUCUCGAACAGUGAUGAUUUCUUGUGUUUCACCAAGUUCAGGUUCAUGUGAACACACACUGAAUACCUUAAGAUACGCCGACAGGGUUAAAAGUCUUUCAAAAGGUGGUAACACAAAAAAGGAGCAGUUUGCUGUGCAAUCUGUAUCAUCUGGCAAGGAGUCUACCUACACACCAUACCCUUUAUCAUGUGAAGCUGAAGAGACUAUGGAGCAGACCCAAGAAUUCAGGCCUGUUGAUUCUUCUAGAAAAGGUGUUGACAGUUUCACUUCAAAUUCUUCCAUGGAACCUGAGAGAAACUCCUAUAGUAUGAUUCCAAGCUAUCCACAGAGAGGAAGAGAAGAAACUAGUACUAGGGAGAGAGGGGACUUGAAAUCUAACCAGGCUGGUUUUAAUAGUAAAACACAGUCACUUCAGGAAUCAAUUAGUUCUCAAGAAGAGGUGAAAGUGACAAAAGUCUCACCACCCCGGAGAAAAGGUAACAGGGAUGAGAAAUCAGAAAGGCAGGUCAACUUCAUGAAAAAAGAAAGUGGACCUGAAAUUAGUCGGACUGUUGUUAAGCAGCAACAGCAACUUAAACAGCAGCAGCUGCAAAGACCAUCAUCAACCUCAGCAUCUCAGGUUUCAUCCAAGCAAUCUGAAAAGGAAGAUAUGGAAAUAAAUGCAAUACUUGAGGAAGAGGCGCUGAUAGCAGCUCACAGAAAGGAAAUUGAAAGUACAAUGGAGAUAGUACGGGAAGAGAUGAACCUAUUAGCAGAGGUCGAUCAGCCAGGUAGUCUUAUUGACAACUACGUGGCACAGCUAAGCUUUCUGUUGUCACGGAAGGCUUCUGGUUUGGUAAGCCUCCAGGCACGCUUGGCACGGUUUCAGCAGCGCCUUAAGGAACAGGAGAUUCUUAGCCGUCAAAAAACACUGAGAUAGUUUAAACCCAAAAAAGUUGGAAACCUUUCGGUUUGUCAUUGAUUGCGAGAAGCCACGGAUGUUAGAAAUUGUCAUUGACUGCGAGAAGGAAUAUUGUAUCAUGGCCUCCAACAUCGACUUAAAAGAAGGGAAGGCGGAUAGGAUCUCAGGGUGAUUAGGAUGGGAGAUGGAAAUGUGGGUGCAAGCAUUAUUGAUUUUGAGGUUUUAUGAAUCGAGUUUGCCAAUUUUUAUUUUCCUGAAAAAGGUGCUUGGGUGUAUUUACUAUUGGUGGCAUUGGAUUGUCAACGUUUGCCAUUUUCUUUUGCACGAAUAUAGUUGUAACCGUUGUUUGAAUGUCGGUAGUGAAGUGCUGCGGUGAGGAAAUAACCGUACCUUGCCUUGCCGCUAUAGUGUUGUAUUCUUUGUUGAUAUUUAUUUCGCAUCAACAAAAGAAAAGGCAGCAUCUGACAAAGAUCUACAGGAUUUGAUUUGUACCUUGGGGUGCCCUGUUUA